This is a messenger RNA of Sipha flava (yellow sugarcane aphid), 2103 nucleotides long. Its product is annotated as serine/threonine-protein phosphatase 2B catalytic subunit 3-like. The transcript is spliced from 16 exons. Gene Ontology annotation, molecular function: calmodulin binding; calmodulin-dependent protein phosphatase activity. Lineage: Eukaryota; Metazoa; Arthropoda; Insecta; Hemiptera; Aphididae. The coding region runs from base 317 to 1969 and encodes 550 amino acids. Gene Ontology annotation, cellular component: cytoplasm; calcineurin complex. The record is from RefSeq and is a predicted model, not a curated record. Gene Ontology annotation, biological process: calcineurin-mediated signaling.
AUUACUUUUAUUCUAUUUUCAUAGCCGUAAAUUGAUAAAAAAAAAAACCAAAAAAAUUCUCCUCGUUUCGCUCUUAAUGGUACACGCGGCGUGACGGUGACCCGUGAACACACACACUCAUACAUAUACACACACACACACACACACACACACACAAACACACACACACACACACACAAACAUACACGCGAACAUAUAUACACACACGUUCACGCCGGAGAGAAACAACGACGACGGGUCGAAGACGACGACAAGUGUCGAACAGGAGUAGCAGCACAUCGUCACCGUGGCGAAAGAGGAUCGCGUCAGUCCAGUAAUGUCGAACAACAGCCAGAAGCUGCCCACCACUGAGCGGGUUAUAAAAAGCGUACCGUUUCCACCGGGACGGAAGUUGACCACGGCCGAAGUAUGGGACCAGAGGACGAAUAAACCUCGGCCGGACAUAUUGAAACAGCAUUUCAUCCUAGAAGGUCGGAUAGAUGAAGCGGCUGCGUUGCGCAUCGUUAACGAGGGUGCGUCGCUUCUCAGAUCCGAAAAGACCAUGAUAGACAUCGAAGCUCCCGUUACCGUUUGUGGCGAUAUACACGGUCAGUUCUACGACCUAAUGAAGUUGUUUGAAGUCGGUGGUCCUCCUGCGACUACAAAAUACCUAUUCCUGGGCGACUACGUGGACAGAGGGUAUUUCAGUAUAGAGUGUGUGCUUUAUUUGUGGGCUUUGAAGUUGUGCCAUCCCACUACAUUAUUUCUAUUAAGAGGAAACCACGAAUGUAGACAUCUAACCGAAUACUUCACAUUUAAACAAGAAUGUAAAAUAAAAUAUUCUGAGCGAGUAUACGACGCUUGUAUGGAGGCAUUUGAUUGUCUGCCACUCGCUGCGCUCAUGAAUCAACAAUUCCUAUGUGUUCACGGCGGACUCUCGCCAGAAAUACAUAAUCUGGAUGAUAUUAGAAGGUUGGAUCGAUUCAAAGAACCGCCAGCUUUCGGUCCUAUGUGUGAUCUUCUUUGGUCCGAUCCGCUAGAAGAUUUCGGCAGCGAAAAGAAUGCCGAACAUUUCAGUCAUAAUAGCGUUAGAGGCUGUUCGUAUUUUUACAGUUAUGCCGCAUGCUGUGAUUUUCUUCAGAGCAACAAUUUACUCUCCAUCAUAAGAGCACAUGAAGCUCAAGACGCAGGAUACCGAAUGUAUAGAAAAAGUCAAACGACUGGUUUUCCAUCUUUAAUCACUAUUUUCUCCGCGCCCAACUACUUAGAUGUAUACAAUAACAAAGCUGCCGUUUUAAAAUAUGAAAAUAAUGUAAUGAACAUCAGACAAUUCAACUGUUCACCACACCCGUACUGGUUGCCAAACUUUAUGGAUGUAUUUACCUGGUCUUUGCCAUUCGUCGGCGAGAAAGUUACCGAGAUGUUAGUGAAUCUAUUGAAUAUUUGUUCGGAUGAUGAACUAAUGACCGAAGGAGAAGAUACACUUGAAGACGCUGAUGCCAUUGUUGUUAAACCGAUAGUUCCGAAAAUACCCGUUACUGCAGCCAAUUUGAGGAAAGAAGUGAUCAGGAAUAAAAUACGAGCAAUUGGAAAAAUGGCAAGAGUUUUCUCCGUUUUGAGGGAAGAAAGUGAAAGCGUAUUGCAGCUGAAAGGAUUAACGCCUACCGGUGCCCUGCCUCUAGGAGCGCUGUCCGGCGGCAAAACAUCGCUUAAGAACGCGCUGCAAGGUUUCUCGCCCAACCACAAGAUCACAUCGUUCGCCGAGGCCAAAGGCCUGGACGCGAUCAACGAACGGAUGCCACCACGCAAAGACACUCCGCCGUCGAACCAGUGCUCGCCGUCGAAUGUAGCCGCGACGUCGUCUGCAACGACACCCGCCGUAACGCCGGUGAUCGAAGAGAAAACGCCAUCCGCGCCGUCGUCGUCGGCCACUCAGAAAACAACAUCGUCGGAACAACAACCACCGUUACCGAACACCACUCAUUCAUGAUCACCAUCGGUUUAGAUUUCAGAUGACCUAUCCAGGACCUAUCUACUAUUAUUUCCUUACUAUUACAGUCUACAAUUUAUUCAGUUCAAUAUCUAUACUACGAUUAUAAUAAUAUAUAUUCAUCACGAUGAUAA